AUGUCUCUUGCUGAUGAACUUUUAGCAGAUUUGGAAGAGGCUGCGGAGGAGGGUGACGUUGAUUUCAGAGACAACGAAGAUGGCAUCGAAGAAGCAAUGGAAAUUUCAGGCUCGAUAGACACAGAUUCAAAGUCUGUUAAAAGUGUUGCGAAACUAAAAGACAGUAAACAGCUCAAUGACGUUCUGUCUGGAAUCGAAGAAUUCGGGAAUCAAACCCGCGAUCGAGUGUUCGGUCCCGUAGAAGUGGACCCUGAGUAUCAGCUGAUUGUAGAGGCUAACAAUCUUACCGCUGAAAUUGAUAACGAGGUUAAUAUUAUUCACAAAUACGUACGGGAUCUUUACGCGAAACGUUUUCCAGAGCUGGAAUCGCUCGUUCCCAAUGCGUUAGAUUAUAUUCGUACUGUUGAACUGCUAGGGAACGAUCUCGAAGCAUCAAAAGUCGAUUUGACAGAUAUUCUCCCACCAGCUACCAAAAUGGUGGUUAGUGUUACAGCUUCAACGACACAGGGAGAAAAACUUGAAGAAGAAGAGAUCGAGCGGCUCAUGGAAGCUUGUCAAACUGUUACAGAUUUGCUGGAUGCUAAGUUUAAGAUCUUCCAGUAUGUUGAAUCCAGAAUGACUUUCAUAGCGCCCAAUCUAUCAGUUAUAGUUGGGGCAUCAACUGCAGCUAAACUCAUGGGUUCUGCUGGUGGGUUAACGAGUCUGUCAAAAAUGCCAGCGUGUAAUGUUCUUUUGCUAGGAUCCCAGAAGAAGACACUGUCUGGGUUUUCUAGUGCAGCAAUCUUGCCGCAUACUGGCCACAUUUACUUCAGUGAGUUUAUCCAGGUGUGUGGAACAUUUUUUAAACUCUAUAACUCCUCCAAUGAGUGAUCAAGUCAGAAUUUCUCCUUACAAUAUCAAUACAAUAUCAAGCAGAAAAGUGAUGAGAAUAAAGAAAAAUAUCAAAAGGGAAGUAUUUGUUGAUUUAAUACCAAAUUAUCAAAUGGUAAAUUUGUAUGGCAGAUGGUAAGGAGCAUAAUUACUAAUUUGAUCAUGGGAGAGAAAUAGUCAAGCAAAGAAUUGAAGAGUGUUGAGAGAUAAAAUUUUGAGAAAAAGUGUUGUUGACUUAUCAGAAUUAUUUGUUCACUAAGUAUUGUGAAAUGUAAGCAGAUUUUAAUGAUAACAUUAUGCACAUACUCAAUAUUAGUGAAAGCUCUUGAAAGUUGACUGUUGAAUGAGAGAGAGAGAGACAAUCAUGGUCUUGUUCCAUGUGACUAAAUAUGUAGGCACCCCUCAACAUACUUUUUCUUUGUUUUUGAACUUUUUGUUAUUUCAUUUGCCUACAUUUAGGACAUGCCUGCUGAUUUGAGAAAGAAAGCUGCUAGAGUGGUUGCAUCAAAGUGCUCUCUUGCUGCAAGGGUAGACGGCUUCCAUGAGAGCACAGAUGGAUCUGUUGGACAACAGCUCAGGGAGAAUGUUGAGGGGAAAUUUGACAAGUGGUUGGAACCACCACCUCUUAAAGAAACCAAAGCUCUUCCAAGACCAGAUGACGCACCUCGUAAGAAGAGAGGUGGUCGAAGAGUGCGGAAAAUGAAGGAAAAGUUUGCUAUUACAGAGAUGAGAAGGCAGGCUAACAGAUUAGAAUUUGGCCAGAUUGGUGAAGAUGUCUACCAGACUGAUCUGGGAUUCUCUGUUGGGACCAUGGGCAGGAAAGAGAACACUGGCCGUGUGCGGACACCUGCUGUUGAUAAGAAGACACAAAUAUCCAUCUCUAAACGUCUACAGGUAGGCAAUGUACACUUUGGAGCAGUCUGUGAAAGCAAGUUUUAUAUUACUUUCAUUUGUUCAUGAAGAGAAAUAUAAAGCCAUUUGUACCAUUUGUCACUCAUGAUAUGAUGAUGAUUAUUGCUAUGUUGCAUUUUUGAUUUGGAAACAUGUUGACCUAUUGGCAAGCCCCCUUGUCUUAAAGGCCCAUUUCCAACCUUGAUGCAAUGCGCUCCGCGAUCCAAUUUCCUGCAAUACGAAAUUCCCAUAUUACUGAAAACCUUCUAAAAUCGUCUUUAUCAAGAGCCAUCCUGGGCGUAUAGUCAACUGUUUUACGGUAAAUACAUUCGCCGUUCGUCAUUUUACAGUUUCCUUACAGUAUUUUGAAUUUUGUCCGGAAGAAUCCGAAGAAAAAGAAAAUCCGAAGAAAAUCACGCUUGGAUCUCUUCGUACUCUGUGAACAGAGUCGGCGAAAAGAACGACGUUUGAAUUUUUUCGCUUUCUAGAAGCGCUUGAGGAUUCUAAAUAAAGAUAAAAUAUUUCCAAUAGAAAUUGAUAUUUUUCAAAGAGAAAUAUGGAAAAAUAUCAGACUGCCGGACGUUUAGUUAUUCGAAGACCGCGUCCGGUAGUGUCCGGUGAAAAUUUUCUUAGUGUCACCCUUGGAUCGCUUCGCACUCUGUGUACAAGAUCAGCGAAACGUAUAACGUUGGCAUUUUUUCACUUUCUAGAAGUGCUUGAGGAUUGUAAAUGAAGGUAGAAUACUUUCCAACGAAAAAUUGGUAUAUUUGAACGAGAAAUAUGGAGUUAUUUGAGGACCGUGUCCAGCCGUGUCAUUGAAAAGUUUUUGUGUCAAGCGCUUGAAUGGCUUCGUACUCUGUAUACAGGGCUAGCGAAAAACAUCAAGCUCGAAAAUUUAGGCUGCCUGGAAGCGCUCGAGGAUUGUAAGUGAAGGUAGAACAUUUUCGUAUAAAUAAUUUUUGGAUUUUGAAGAGAAAUAUGGAAAAAUAUCGGACUGCCGGACGUUAAAUUAUUUUAAGUUUAGUCAUUUAUUGCAGGAACGUCAGCGACACUGACAGUUUGCGUUACAAUUCUUAUUUGCUACUUUGCAUGGACAACAACCUCGACCACUCUUUCGAGCGCAAGAUCUUCUCUCUUCGGGAAACUUCAACUGACCCUAGUCCUAUUUAACGAGGAUGGCAAACCUCAAUUUAAAAAAAAAUUGAUGAAUGACAACAACAACAUUUUCACCUUGUUCGUAAUGCUCACAAGGAUUUUUGUGUUCUUCUUUAGCAACAACCGAUCCAUAUCGGAAUCUACUAAAUCAAUGGAUUCAUCUGAUUCCAUACCGGAUUGAAACGUAAAGAACUGUUUUAAACAGAAUUAUUUUGACAAGUUCUUCAAAUUCAUCGAAGAAAACGCAGAAGGUAUUUUGAGACGUGACAAGGUAAAAAUAACUGACCAAUCAGAGGCGCUAUUGAAACAAAAGCAGUGGUUCAAAACAAAAACAAACAACCCCGUUGCAUCAAGGUUGGAAAUGGGCCUUUAACCCUUUACACCGUAACAUCAGUAUCUAUAUUCUUCAUACUCUUUUCUAUAUAUUUCCUUUGGUGCUGACUAAGAGAAUUUGUUUAGUAAUCACAGCUUCUUAAGUUAGCGAUCAUUUCCUUUCUUUUCAUGAUCUUAACCCUUGAACUCCCAGACCAAAUUUGUAAUUCUCUUUACUGUCAACCAUACAGUUCUUACAAUGUUAAUUCAGAGAAUUUAGGAUUGGAUCAACUAAUUAUCCCCAAAUUGAUAUAUUUCUUUAUUCACAUCUCUUAUCUGCUUGAUAGUGUACUGAUAUUGUAUGGAGAAAUUGUUUCUUGGUCACUCAUGGAAGUUAAAGGGUUAAUGAAUGAUUGAGCAGUAUUACUGUAAGGAGAAAUUACAUGCUGGUCACUCUUAGGGUUUAAUUAAAGGGUUAAAGAGGGUUCAAAGGUCCAGGAUUUAAACCCUGGCUCAGUCAGAGUAACAUGUGGUUGGCUGAGAUACUUCACUCUCAGAGAAAAGGGGUAACAUUGGACUUUUGGAAACCUUGAUGAAAUGCUUGGUGGUGGGGAAAUAGGUGUAGCACUUGCACCCUAAAAACUAUUUCUGCCUUUUUCUUUGUAUUUUGUUUUUGUUUCUACUACUUUCCACCACUCGAUUAUACUGGGUGUUAUUCAAUUAUAGUUUAUCUUGAGCCUUGGUAAGAAUAAUAAUCACUUGCCUGUUGGGGAAGUUGUAUACUUGGCCAUUAAACAAGGAAAGGAUACUCUCAGAUAACCAAUUUUUAGUCAAAACUUAAAGAAAUAUUUGUUUAAGCCAUGCUCAGAAUUGAUAUCAAUUUCUUCUUUUCUUUGAUUCAUAGCGGAGUCUUGCACAGUCUCAGAGUCUGGGUGGUCAGUCAACAGUUCGCCGAGCUGUGUCAGGAACAGCUUCCAGUGUGGCAUUCACUCCUCUCCAAGGACUAGAGAUUGUCAAUCCCCAGGCAGUGGAGAAGAAAGUAGAAGAUGCAAAUGCCAAGUAUUUCUCAAGUACUGCAGGAUUCUUCAAGGUCCAGAAAAAAUAAAAGGAUCCUUAAUCUUGUCUUGGGUGAUGGACGCUCUACUGAAAAACAAUGUUUUGUUAAUAGUGUUUGUGAACCAGUUUAUGUGAAGAACAAGCUACAAAAUGUUCUGUUGCAUUCAUUUGGGGUUAGAUGGGGUAAGCAAAAUUAGCCCCAAGCAUGGUUCUAAUCUAAAGUAUCCCUUAAUUCUUGAAGAAGAAAAUAUUAUGUUUAGUUUUUCUUUAUUUUGUGUGUUAUAUGUAAUGGUGGAAGUACAUACACAUGUACUUUGAAUGUGUCCACUAACAGAAGGAAGUAAAGUGCAAGCAAUGUCAAUAAAUGAUGCUUAGAUGCUGAACUUUCAAAACUACAUCAAUCCAUAGUUGGCAAGAUACAAGGAGCGUACCUUUUUUUCUUUAUGCAAUUCAAAGUGGAUAUUGCUUGGUUACUAACUAAAUUUCGAAUCUUUAUUUUGUGUCACUUUCCUGAUGUUAUCACCUUGCUGUUAACCAACUGCAGCAGUUGAACAGACUGUAGUGAUAACCACUCAGCUUAAAUGUGCCAUUUGUAAGUGCAAAGCAGUUUUGAAAAAUUAAAAAAAAAGAAGUAAUUGAAAUAAUAGCUGUGCCUAGAGAACUUGGUCACAUCUCUGUAAAGUCAAGCAUAAUCCUUCAUGCUGCCAAUUUCCACAAAAUUCAAGCUAGGUUAUCAUCCUGGACUAUGUAAUUUAAAGAUACUCAAGAUUUCCCAUAUUUUGUGACAUAUUUGCCUUAAACACUUGUAGAACCUUAUCCACUAUACUGUGUGCUUUUGAAAUUUUGCUACUACAUUUAAGACAUUUUUUCACAUCUCUUUGGUGAUUUACCUCAUGCAGCAUUCUUUGGGUUGCCAUUCUACAACUCCUAAGAGUGACUAGCAUCUUAUUUCUCCUUACAAUAUCACCACUGAAUCACACAUUAAUUUCAUGAGAAUAAAGGAAAUGAUC
Pocillopora meandrina is the source of this 5294-nucleotide messenger RNA. The record is from the annotation of a GenBank genome assembly. NCBI's taxonomy places the organism in Eukaryota, Metazoa, Cnidaria, Anthozoa, Scleractinia, Pocilloporidae.